AUGUUUUCCGCAGUGUUGAGAAAGCGUGCCCUUCAAUCGCCAUCUCUGCCAUAUCAAUUAGCAAGAUGCUAUGCCUCGAAAUCUUUCCCUCCUCAUACCGUGGUCACUAUGCCAGCUUUAUCGCCAACAAUGACUGCAGGUAACAUUGGGACGUGGCAAAAGAAGCCUGGAGAUGCAAUUGUCCCGGGUGAUGUCUUGGUAGAGAUUGAGACUGAUAAGGCGCAAAUGGACUUCGAGUUCCAAGAGGAGGGUGUUUUGGCUGCUAUCCUAAAGCAAUCUGGGGAGAAAGACAUUGCUGUUGGAAAUCCAAUCGCUGUUAUGGUUGGAGAAGGAGAGGACGCAUCGGCUUUCGCGGAUUUCACACUCGCAGAUGCUGGAGGAGAGAAAUCUGCACCAGCGCCACCAAAGGAGGAAGCCAGCAUGUCUUCCGAGAAAUCUGACACACAAUCCGGAACUGCUCCCCCGCCCCCAACCGAAUCGACACCAGUUCAGGAGGAAUCCGUAUCUAGUGGUGGAAGAUUACAAUCUGCUAUGGACAGAGCAAUCAAUGCUAGCUCUGCAGCUGUCAGAUUGGCGAUUGAGACCGGUGUUAAGAUCACUGGUGUCAAGGGUACUGGACUCGGUGGACAAGUCACUGAGGCCGAUGUUAAGAAAGCUUCCUCCGGAGCUUCAAGCAGCAGCUCGUCGGCAACAACCGCUACAUCCAACUACGUCGAUACCCCUAUCACCGCCAUGCGUAAAACCAUUGCCAACCGUCUUACCGAGUCCGUAAACCAGAACCCCCACUACUUUGUCGCCUCUACCGUUUCCGUCACCAAGCUCAUCAAGCUCCGACAAGCUCUUAACGCCUCCGGAGAUGGCAAAUACAAGCUCUCGAUUAACGAUUUCCUGAUCAAAGCCUCUGCUAUUGCAUGCAAGAAGGUUCCAGCUGUCAACUCCAGCUGGAGAGAUGGUUUCAUCCGUCAAUUCAACAAUGUUGAUGUCAGCGUCGCUGUUGCAACCCCAGUCGGUCUCAUGACUCCAAUCGUCAAGAACGUCGAAGGACUCGGUCUCGAGUCCAUCUCAGCACAAGUUAAGGAUCUUGGCAAGCGUGCCCGUGAUGGCAAACUCAAGCCAGAUGAAUACCAAGGUGGAACUUUCACCAUCAGUAACAUGGGAAUGAACAACGCCAUCGACCGAUUCACCGCCGUCAUCAACCCUCCACAAGCAGCCAUUCUCGCUGUAGGAACUACCCAAAAGGCAGCCAUUCAAGGCGCAGACGGAGGAAUCGAGUGGGACGACCAAAUCACCUUUACAGGAAGCUUCGACCACAAGGUCGUAGACGGUGCCGUUGGUGGUGAAUGGAUGAGAGAGUUCAAGAAGGUGGUAGAGAAUCCUUUGGAGUUAUUGCUAUAA
Molecule: messenger RNA, 1395 nt
Organism: Sclerotinia borealis F-4128
Lineage: Eukaryota; Fungi; Ascomycota; Leotiomycetes; Helotiales; Sclerotiniaceae
Source: the annotation of a GenBank genome assembly